This is a messenger RNA of Brassica oleracea var. oleracea, 1704 nucleotides long. Its product is annotated as cytochrome P450 81D11-like. Gene Ontology annotation, molecular function: iron ion binding; heme binding; monooxygenase activity. The record is from RefSeq and is a predicted model, not a curated record. Lineage: Eukaryota; Viridiplantae; Streptophyta; Magnoliopsida; Brassicales; Brassicaceae. The coding region runs from base 33 to 1589 and encodes 518 amino acids. The transcript has 3 exons.
GUGAACAGAUAGAUGACCACACCACGUUUGUCAUGUUCAAGAAUCAUCAAGACACCAAAUACAAAAGAAAGUCUUGGAGAAAAGAAGAACAAACCAACAAACAAACAAAAAUGGACCUCUUCCAAAUUUUAAUUCUCUCUUCUCUCUUUCUCCUUAUCUCCACCAGAUUUUUGCUCACAAGAUCCAACCGAAAACUAAAACUUCCACCGUCUCCGGCGAUAUCCUUACCGGUGCUCGGCCACCUCCACCUCUUCAAGACCCCACUCCACCGAUGGUUCCUUACCCUCUCCAAAUCCAUAGGAAAUGCUCCGAUCUUCCACCUACGCCUCGGAAACCGUCUUGUUUAUGUCGUCACCUCACGUUCCAUAGCCGAAGAAUGUUUCACCGAGAACGACGUUGUUCUCGCGAACCGUCCCAAGUUCAUCGUCAGCAAACACGUCGGCUACGACGCCACUCAUUUACUCUCGGCACCUUACGGUGAUCACUGGAGGAAUCUCCGCCGCAUCGCCGCCGUAGAGCUACUCUCGACUCAGAGACUUAAUUCGUUUUUGUAUAUCCGUAAGGACGAGAUCCGACGGCUCAUCUCACGUCUUUCUCGAGACUCCUUCCACGGAUUUGUGGAGGUGGAGAUGAAAUCAUUAUUAGGAAAUUUGGCAUCCAACAACAUCAUCAGAAUGCUGGCCGGGAAGCGAUACUACGGUGAAGAAAACGACGAAGCUAAGUUUGUGAGGCAACUUGUGGCCGAGGUGGUGAUCAGCUCCGGUGCAGGGAACCCAGCUGAUUAUCUUUCGGUUGUACGUUGGUUCACCAAUUAUGAAAAGCGAAUCAAGGAUUUGGGGAAUAGGUUUGAUACGUUUUUACAAAGAAUUGUCGACGAGAAACGUGCAGAUAAAGAAAAAGGUCAAACUAUGAUCGAUCGCUUGCUUUCUCUCCAAGAAACCCAACCUGAUUACUAUACGGAUGACAUCAUCAAAGGACUCAUACUCAGUCUAACAAUUGGAGGGACAGAUACCACAGCGGUGACACUAGAAUGGGCUAUGUCAAAUCUGUUGAACUAUCCAGAAGUACUUAGAAAGGCCAGAAAUGAAAUUGAUGACAAAAUCGGUUUUGACCGGUUAGUAGACGAGCCGGACAUUGUCAAACUUCCUUAUCUCCAAAACAUUGUGUCGGAAACAUUACGUUUGUAUCCUGCGGUUCCGCUACUACUACCUCAUUUGUCGUCGAAUGAUUGUAAAGUGGCGGGAUAUGAUGUCCCACGUGGUACGAUGGUGUUGACUAACGUGUGGGCUAUGCAAAGAGAUCCAACUUUAUGGGAAGCUGCGGAGAUGUUCAAGCCAGAAAGAUUUGACAAAGCAGGAGAGGCAGAUAAGCUAUUGCCAUUUGGGAUGGGACGAAGAGCUUGUCCUGGAGCUGGACUUGCUCAACGGUUAGUGAGUCUGGUUCUUGGAACUUUGGUUCAGUGUUUCGAGUGGGAAAGGGUCGGUGAUGAACUUGUGGACAUGACCGAAGACAAAGGAGCCACAUUGCCUAAACUAGUGCCGUUGAGAACCAUGUGCAAAGCACGUCCCAUUGUUGCUAAACUGAUAUAAUGCUUGUCUUAUAAGAUACACCUUUGUUGUUGUUUUUUAAAAAAUGUGUGUGUUUGAAUAACAACUUUUUAUGUGAAUAUUUUAAACUUUACAGUCUUGCUUAGUACCGGCUAAA